This is a messenger RNA of Staurois parvus, 441 nucleotides long. Lineage: Eukaryota; Metazoa; Chordata; Amphibia; Anura; Ranidae. The record is from the annotation of a GenBank genome assembly.
AAGUUGGUAACAUUACUGGCAGUUGGUGGCUGGAACUUUGGGACACAGAAGUUCACAGAUAUGGUUGCUUCUGCUGGUAACCGUAAAAUUUUCAUUGAUUCUGUGAUCGCACAUCUCCGACAAUAUAACUUCGACGGCAUUGACCUUGACUUUGAGUACCCAGGAUCCCGAGGCAGUCCACCUGAGGACAAGCAUAGAUUUACUAUUCUGAUAGAGGAAAUGCUUGCGGCAUUUAAUGCAGAAGCAGCAUCCAAAAAUGUUCCACGACUCUUGAUCACAGCAGCUGUGUCUGCAGGAAAAGGAACCAUUGAUGCUGGAUAUGAGAUUGCAAAUAUUGGAAAACUCCUGGAUUUCAUCAGCGUGAUGACGUAUGAUUUCCAUGGUGGGUGGGACACUAUCUCUGGACACAACAGCCCCCUGUGUCAAGGAUCCACGGACAAG